AUGGACUAUAAGAAAAUUUCAGAGGAGUUGUCUAGGAAAAUGCUGGCAUACAUCAAGGAUUCAUCAGGAUGGAAAGAGAUAAAAACAGGAAAACUUAUUUCGGUGUCAGUAAGACCUUCUGCGGACUACCCAGGAAAUAUAUAUCGUGUGGAAGCCACAAUGGAGCAACCAGCUGAAAAAAUCUUUCCGUUUAUGUACCUUCCUGAGCAUCGUACCAAGUGGGACAAAUCAUUGCAGUCGUACAAGAUUAUAGAAACACUGGAUCAGGACACUGCUAUUUAUUACAGCGUUACCCACAGUUUUGGCUUGGGGCUGGUUCCACCGAGGGAUUUUGUCUACCUUACGCAUAUUAAAAAAUACAAUGGUCUUCUUACUACAAAUUCUACCAGUGUGGAACAUCCCAAAUAUCCUCCGACUUCCUCUUGCAUUCGCGGUCAAGCCUAUCCUUCCAGUUAUGCAUGUUAUCCCUUACCAGAAAAUCCAAAACACUGCAGGAUGAUGGCGAUUGUCCAGGUGGACUUAGGAGGAAUGCUGCUUCCUUCCAUAGUACAGUCAGUUUUGCCGACGAGCCUCAUGAACUUGGUCACAGACUGCAGAGCUGGAAUUAAAACACUGAAGGAAUAA
Messenger RNA from Eublepharis macularius, 624 nucleotides. RefSeq names its product StAR related lipid transfer domain containing 6 (gene STARD6). The coding region runs from base 1 to 624 and encodes 207 amino acids. The record is from RefSeq and is a predicted model, not a curated record. NCBI's taxonomy places the organism in Eukaryota, Metazoa, Chordata, Lepidosauria, Squamata, Eublepharidae. Gene Ontology annotation, molecular function: lipid binding. The transcript is spliced from 6 exons.